GCAUUGCGUCCCCGUUACGUCCUUUGACGUUGUGUUUCCUAGCGCAUCUUUUCAUUGGAAGACUCUUUGGCAGAAAACACGUGUGGACCAUAUCCAGGGCUAAGCUAAAAGGUCCUUAAAUCAUCGUGGUGGUUCUGGAACCAAACUGAACGCAAGAUGACGAGCGAGGAUGUGGAGCGGCUGCUGAUCCAGUUUCAGGACGAGGAAGGGGAGGUUCUGGGUUCACCUUUUGAUGUGCCUCUCGACAUCACCCCCGACAAACUGCAGCUCGUCUGCAAUGCCUUGCUGCAAAAGGACGAGCCCGUGCCUAUGGCGUUCUUUGUGCGUGGCGAGGCCGAGGUGGUGUCCAGUCUGGGAAUCUGCAUCAAGGCUCUCGGAGUGGAGACGGAGCAGGUUCUGCCGGUGGUGUACCAGCCUCAGGCCGUGUUCAGGGUUCGGGCCGUGAGCCGCUGCACCAGCACGCUGCAGGGACACACGGAGGCGGUCAUCUCCACUGCGUUCAGUCCUACGGGCAAAUAUCUGGCCAGUGGAUCAGGAGACACCACAGUCCGCUUUUGGGACCUGACGACUGAGACGCCCCAUCACACUGCCAGAGGACACGCUCACUGGGUUCUGAGCAUCGCCUGGUCACCUGAUGGAAAGAAGCUGGCUUCAGGGUGCAAGAACAGUCAGAUCUGUCUUUGGGAUCCGGUGACAGGAACACAGAUAGGGAAGACUUUGACGGGACACACCAAGUGGAUCACUUGGCUCUGCUGGGAACCUCUCCAUCUUAACCCAGAGUGCAGGUACUUGGCCAGCAGCUCUAAGGAUGGCUCCGUGCGUAUCUGGGACACCGUUUUGGGACGCUACGAUAAGAUCUUGACAGGACACACUCAGUCAGUCACCUGUGUGAAAUGGGGAGGAGAUGGACUUCUCUACACUUCCUCCCAGGACCGCACUGUCAAAGUGUGGAGGCCAAAAGAUGGCGUCCUGUGCAGGACUCUGCAGGGUCACGCCCACUGGGUGAACACCCUGGCGCUCAGCACGGAUUACGUCCUGCGCACCGGCGCGUUCGAACCUGCGACCGCCACCAUCAACCCCCAGGAUCUCACUGGAUCUUUGGACGAGAUAAAGGAGCAAGCUUUGCAGAGAUACAACAAAGUUAGGGGGUCCGCUCCAGAGCGGCUGGUGUCCGGCUCUGAUGAUUUCACCUUAUUCCUGUGGAAUCCUGCCGAAGACAAAAAGCCUUUAGCCAGGAUGACCGGCCACAGCGCUCUGGUCAACGAAGUGCUCUUCUCCCCCGACACCAGGCUCCUCGCUUCUGCUUCAUUUGAUAAGUCCAUUAAAAUCUGGGACGGACGGACUGGAAAGUACCUGAUGUCUCUGCGUGGUCAUGUGGGAUCUGUGUAUCAGGUGGCGUGGUCGGCAGACAGCCGGCUGCUGGUCAGCGGCAGCAGUGACAGCACACUCAAAGUGUGGGAUGUGAAGACUGGCAAGCUUAAUAUGGACCUUCCUGGUCACGCUGAUGAGGUUUAUGCUGUUGACUGGAGUCCUGACGGACAGAGAGUGGCAAGCGGCGGGAAAGACAAAUGUCUUCGAAUAUGGAGAAGAUAGCCACAUAUGUGCCCUCUCUACUAGCUAGCUUUGUGUAAAGCUUCAGACUGCUGGAGCAGAGGCUGGCCAGAGUGGAUCUAGUCCUCCGUCUCCACAGCGUCUGUCUCAGAUGGCAUUGUGUCGUGGAACGCCAGUCUUGCCACAAUACAGAUGUUUUGUCCUGGUUUCAUGUCCAAGUGUAAACUAUUUACAGUGCAGGGGUGUAAAAAAAAAAAAAAAAGCUCACCCAAAGGGAUGAGAUUACUUCACAUAAGAAAAAAACAUAUUUGAAAAAAGAUAUCUAAUUGAAGGAACUAUACUAACCCUGAUCUGUAUUAAUCAGGCACCAGUUUGCAGAUUAUUUAAAAGUUGUAAACCAUCGCUGUUGUGAUGUACUCUAAAAGAUUUGCAGAGAAUUUUCAUAAAUCAUCAAAAAAAAAAAAAAUACACAGCUCCUUUUUCCUUGUUCUCGGUUCUUGCGAUGCUCUGGAGAUCUUCUUUAGGAGAACAGGUGGUGCUAAGAUGUAACAUGUGUGAGUGUUAAUGCCUCCCUCUGUGAUGUUAGGACCACUGUUGCUAGUCCAACUCCUUCAGCCACUAAUCUCUGCCAUCAGCAUGACCUUCUACACAUUUCUAAUCAUCCAGAGAAGUUGCAGUGUCAGGGAACCCCUGAUCUCCUCCUCAUCCCACAUUGGGAAACCUCUUAGUGUCCUUAACAUGAAAUUUAGGUAAUGGUUCUUCUUGUGUUCCAACUUGAGGUUUCCCAAACAGCCUGUCGAGUUAACAGCAAAGUGGCAAGGGGGGAAAAAAAAUUCCCCUCUGAGCUUCUUAAAGAUUGAAUGGUUGACAGAUGUUGAUGGAAACCAGGUUGUAUACAUUCAUUGUCCAAUCUCAGUGUACUGUCAUGCAUUAUGAUGACAAUAAAGGCAUAUCUGUCUAAUGA
Messenger RNA from Fundulus heteroclitus (mummichog), 2515 nucleotides. RefSeq names its product notchless homolog 1 (Drosophila) (gene nle1). The coding region runs from base 157 to 1593 and encodes 478 amino acids. Gene Ontology annotation, biological process: Notch signaling pathway; ribosomal large subunit assembly. The record is from RefSeq and is a predicted model, not a curated record. The transcript has 13 exons. Gene Ontology annotation, cellular component: nucleolus. Lineage: Eukaryota; Metazoa; Chordata; Actinopteri; Cyprinodontiformes; Fundulidae. Gene Ontology annotation, molecular function: protein binding.